This is a messenger RNA of Westerdykella ornata, 702 nucleotides long. RefSeq lists its product as uncharacterized. Lineage: Eukaryota; Fungi; Ascomycota; Dothideomycetes; Pleosporales; Sporormiaceae. The coding region runs from base 1 to 702 and encodes 233 amino acids. The transcript has 4 exons. The record is from RefSeq and is a predicted model, not a curated record.
AUGCGAUCCACAACAAUUUUCGCUCUUGGGCUCUUCUUGGGGCAUGCCUCUGCUACUGCGCGUCUCUCAAUCCGCGGCGUGGACUGCGACUUUGCCAUAGCUACCGAUAGCGGAGCUACGUGCCAAAAGUUCAACACUGAUAUCAACUGCCCUGAUUUGGAUACAGGCAAACCCUACUGUGUGAUGGGGACGGUCAACAACAACUCACCUACAACGGGACAGCCCCCCAGCACUACUCUCAGAAAAUCGACGAUCUCAAAGGCACCGACUACCACUAAAGCUUUUACCACCACUGCCAAUGCCUCCAGCGUCUCUCCCACCAUGCCUGGUCUUGCAGGAAACUUGUGCACCAUUGCCAACAAACACGGUAUCAGCGUGGCCCAGUUCAUGAGCUGGAACACCUACAUCAACGCUCGGAUUAACCUCUGGCUCGACUACUACGUCUGCGUCCACGUUCCCGGAGCGGCCACCACAACGAAACAGACACCCCAACCCACGAACACACCCUCUGGGCCCACGCCUCAGAUGCCCAAUAUUGUUGCAAACUGCAACAGGUUCUACAAGGUCAAAUCCGGUGACAGCUGUUGGUCCAUAUACACCAAUGCGGGCAUUACGCUCAAUCAGUUCCUCUCGUGGAACAAGGCAGUGGAUUCAAGCUGUAGUAACCUGUGGUUGGACUACUAUGUCUGCGUAGGUGUCUAA